Syzygium oleosum is the source of this 999-nucleotide messenger RNA. RefSeq names its product ferredoxin-dependent glutamate synthase-like. Gene Ontology annotation, molecular function: glutamate synthase (NADH) activity. The coding region runs from base 1 to 963 and encodes 320 amino acids. Gene Ontology annotation, biological process: ammonia assimilation cycle. Lineage: Eukaryota; Viridiplantae; Streptophyta; Magnoliopsida; Myrtales; Myrtaceae. The record is from RefSeq and is a predicted model, not a curated record. The transcript has 4 exons.
AUGUCGAAGACGCCUCCGACGAAGCCCGACGCUGACGCCGACGACGCCUAUGACGAGCGAGGUCCGCCGUUGCCCACGAGCCGUCGCCUCCCACGAGGAGGUCCGCUGCUUCCGACGAGCGAGGUCCGUCUCCUCGCGCCAACGCCGACCCCUAGCCUUCGACGAGCGAGGUCUGUCUCCUCGCGAUUCGCCCGCCGGUCCCGACCUCCGCCGUCGCCUCCGCCCGCCCGCCCCGUGGCCUCCGCCCGCCCAAGAGCAACUCGCCCGCCGGUCCCGACCUCCGCCGUCGCCUCCUCCCGCCCAAGAGCAGCUGGGUCCCGAGCUCUGACCGCCGUCGCCUCCGCCGCCAAACCCAGCUCGGUGCUCCUCCCCAACGGCCGUGGAUGGGGGAGCGGUGGUGGUCUCUUCUCCGUCGAUUUCGUCGGCCUCUGCUGUAAGUACAAGCGGGCCAGGCGUUGGCUCGGCGUCUCCCGCUCCAGGGCCCUCCCGCGCCUCCUCUCCACCGGCAAGCCCACGCCGCCUUCCUCGGUGAAGGCCGUGCUCCAUCUCGAGCGGGCCGGCUAUUCGUCGUCCCCCCGCGGCGAGCCGCCUCGUCAGUCCGGGGACAAGCUUCAGGGCAACUUGAAUCGGAUGCAAUCUUGUGAAAACUCAUUAAAGUCCCCUGUUUGGCAUGGUCGUGAGAAUGAAAUCCGUCCUUUUGGUAAUCCCAAAGCGUCAGACUCUGCAAACCUUGAUAGUGCAGCAGAAUUGUUGAUAAGAAGUGGCCAAGCUCCUGAGGAGUCUCUAAUGAUUCUUGUUCCAGAAGUAUACAAGAACCAUCCUACUUUAUCGAUCAAAUACCCUGAGGUGGUUGACUUUUAUGAGUACUACAAGGGUCAGAUGGAGGCUUGGGAUGGACCAGCAUUGCUUUUAUUCAGGUCAUCCUCAAACACUAUUAGAAACCAUUAUGUAUGCUUCUAUUGAAUUAUUGUUAGGAGGAGCCUUGACUUCAAAUUAAAA